AUGGUCCUUGUCGUUCGUGGGGAUUUGAAAAUGGGUAAGGGAAAAACGGCUGCACAAUGUGCCCAUGCAUCAAUUCUUUGUUACGAAAAAUGUCUACAUAAAAAUCCUAAACUAUUACAAAUUUGGACUGACACGGGGCAACCAAAAGUCGUCUUGAAAGCAGAAAGUCUCAGUGAAAUGGAAAGUAUUUAUAGAAAAGCAAAUGAUGCAAACAUUGUAGCCGCUCUAGUCCGAGAUGCUGGCCGUACCCAAUUACCUGCAGGAUCUGUGACCGUUUUGGGGAUCGGUCCCGACACAAUUGAAAAUAUCGAUCAAUUAGCGAAGCACCUCAAAUUACUUUAG
This is a messenger RNA of Hermetia illucens (black soldier fly), 342 nucleotides long. Its product is annotated as peptidyl-tRNA hydrolase 2, mitochondrial. The record is from RefSeq and is a predicted model, not a curated record. Gene Ontology annotation, cellular component: cytosol; mitochondrion. Bases 1 to 342 code for a protein of 113 amino acids. The transcript has a single exon. Gene Ontology annotation, molecular function: peptidyl-tRNA hydrolase activity. NCBI's taxonomy places the organism in Eukaryota, Metazoa, Arthropoda, Insecta, Diptera, Stratiomyidae.